UCUUUUUCUCUUUGCAACAUAAGCUACGAGAGGUCAUGGAAAAAGUUGUUUUGCUCGUCAUAUUUGCGACCAUAUUUACAUGGGUGGCUCAAGCACAAAACCAAUCGUCAUGGGCUAAGAGGGUUGAUACAGGCAAAGAGGUGGUUACAACUCUUCAAUUCUACUUCCAUGACAAACUCAGUGGAUCAAACCCGAGUGCAGUUCAAAUUGCACAAGCUUCUGGGACUAACAAUUCGAGUACCUUAUUUGGGGCUUUGUUGAUGAUUGAUGAUCCACUUACAAUUGGACCUGAACCAACUUCAAAGCUAGUAGGUCGAGCCCGUGGACUAUAUGGGUCUGCUGGUCAAACUGAUAUGGGCCUUAUCAUGGUGGUUAGUUAUGGAUUCACAGAUGGUAUCUAUCAAGGGAGUUCAUUUAGCCUAUUGAGCUUGAACCCGGCAAUGAACCCGGUUCGUGAGAUGGCUAUCGUUGGUGGGACCGGGCUUUUUCGGUUGGCCCGUGGGUAUGCUCUUGCUCAAACUUAUUCGGCAAAUUCUAAUGGUGAUGCAAUUGUUGGCUACAAUGUUACAAUUGUCACAUAUGUUUGAAUUUUUUCUUAUUUUUUGUAAGCAACUUUUUAGUUCUAUAACAACCGAUAUUAUUCAGGCAAUUUAAA
Messenger RNA from Solanum stenotomum, 655 nucleotides. RefSeq names its product dirigent protein 23-like. The record is from RefSeq and is a predicted model, not a curated record. The transcript has a single exon. The coding region runs from base 36 to 587 and encodes 183 amino acids. Lineage: Eukaryota; Viridiplantae; Streptophyta; Magnoliopsida; Solanales; Solanaceae.